UUCGUGGGGUGAAGUUAAUGGUUUAGAUUCGUCAAAGAUGAAACUUUGCGUGUGUCCUGAAAAAGGAGAAGUAUUAGCUAGAGGCACUAAAAAAAUUGAAAUAACUGUCACACCAGUUUCAGAGGGGAUCGUGCAAUCGUUAUUUAUACCAUGUUUUGUGGGAGAUUCACGGAAAAUGAUAAUGCUGGGCAUCGAAUGUUUCAUCGAAUCACUUUAUGUUACAUUUUAUUUUCCACUAAACGACGAUACGCCAUUGUUAAUGAAUAAUUUUGUUAAAGUAAAGUGGCGGGCAGAUAGUCUCAAACUUGCUUUGGAUAUGGCGGGAAAAUCUAGACGGCACAUGAAAUUAUUAGACAAGUACAAAAAGCGAGAGGAACGAGAACUAAUGAACACGAAUCUGGAUCAAGGAGAGGUUCUUAAAGAUGCUUCAGCAGGUCCUUCUAUACAAGAAGUGGCAGUUGACGAAUCAGGCGAACAGCCCUUCCUAAGUACUCGUACUUCAGAAAUCAUUCAGAUGAGCAACAUAGCAGAAAAUGACAAUUAUUUGCAAGAUAUGGUUUCCUCUGGAAGCAUUGUACCAUUCCACGAAAAAUUCUUACCACUGGUUACACAGCCUGUUGUAAUAGAAUUUCCAGGUUUAUCGUUAAGAACAGUGCAGAAGAAAACUUUUAUAAUAAAAAACGAGACUUCGAUUCCAACUAAUUAUUGGCUUCGUAUAAAGAACUUUUAUCCCAUCAUGUGUUCAUGUAAAUGGAAGUCGCAAGAAGAUCGGAUCAAGUUCAUUUAUAAACGAGUAUUUAGUCGGCGGAAGGAAUUAAUAGAAGACACAUUGUGCAAAGUAAAACAACCUGGAUCAGGUAUGGUAGUCUAUGUUGAUCCCUUAAAUUCAGAUAUUGGUCCUUUCAAAGCCAUGCCUGUGGACAUUUAUGUUUUUGCUGAUACAUGGGGUUAUUAUGUGGAUGAAUUAGAAAUAAAUAUUGCUGGUUUACCACAGUAUACUAUAGGGAUAUGUGUACAAGUUGUUGGAUCACCAAUAUCAUUGUCAAUUUCUGAUAGAAAUGAAUCUAAUGUACCUAUUAUUAGAUAUGGAAUGGUAACUGUAGGUAGUCGCCUACAUGGGAGAAGAAUAUCAUUGACAAAUACAAGCGUGGUGCCUAUAAUUAUUGACUGGCACACAUUUGUAGUCAAACCAGUUCUGGAAUCAAUGCCUUUUAACAUAGCAUUCAGCUUUCAUACACCAUUUACUGACGAAUUGGCAUCAAAAUUGAGAAAUAAUAAGCAGAAGACUAAUAGUGAAAUACACUUAGAAAAACACUAUCCAUACUCAAAAGGCUUACAUACGUGUGAUUCUAGUGAAUUCAACAACACUAGUGAUAUUACAACAUCUAGUUACAUGGAAUCCUCACACAUGACCCCAUCCUGGAUGUGCAAUGGUGAAAUUUCCAAACAGUAUACCACCAGUAGCUCCAAUAGAUGUUCAAAAAGUGAAAGUAAAUAUACAAAAGAUGAGAUAUGCUUCAAUGCAAAUAAUAUAGCAGAGAGGAAAGAUAUUGAAGUACAAAUUUCGAUACUUCCUUACUAUGGUUUAAUUGAUACAAGAAUAUGCACGGUUACCCCUAGAGAAAUGUUCAUCUUACCCAAAAGUAAUACCUCCCUAAUUAUUGAUAUACAACUUGAAAGAUACAAAGCUAUGAUGGAAACAAAUGAAAGUAUUGAAGGAGAAUUUUUUUGCAAAAUUCUUGGAUUUCUACGAGUUGCUCCAAAUGAUAUGUUUGUAUAGCUGACUUAUAAUACAAAUCAAUGCAAAAUAUCUACAAUGAAUUAUAUGACACUAUAUAAUAAUAAUAGGUACAGAGAUAACUAUUAUGCUAGACAGAGUGGCAAUUAUUUUUCUCCUGUAGAAAUUGAUGUUACUGCAAAUAUUACUAAAUCUGUAUUGGACUUUAAUAUUUCUAAAUUUGAUAGAACGUUUAUAUGUUGUGCCAGUAAAGUAAUACGAAGUCGAAGGAAAAGAUUAGAGUAUGUAAAAUUACAAAAUAUAAAUAUUCUUAUUCAAAGACUAGAAUAUUUCUUCACCUAAUCUAUUUUUCCUAGACUAACUAAAACAUUAUUUUUGUACAACACUAAAAACAAGCUAAUAGAGAUAGCUUUAGAAACAUAUGAACCAUUUUAUAUCAAAUCUACAGCAGUUUAUGGAGAAGCAGAGCUAUCUAAGUCUGGAAUUAUAUGCAUAAAUCCAAAUGGAUACAUUGAAGUAAUUUAUCUUUUCCUUUGGCAGAAAUACAAAUUUUGAGUAACAUUCUUUUUAUAGGUAAAAAUAGCGUGUAUUGUAGAAGAGAAAUUAAUUCAAACUAUAAUGAAUACAAGUUCAGAUCAAGAUUUCCAUGAUCCAAAGAUCACAAUAAGAGAACCAUUACACAUUAUACAUUCUGAUAAACGAUAUCAAGUAUUAAUCAUUUUUCUUUUUUGUUCUGCUUGAAUGAACAUAAUAAAUCCUUAAAUUUAUGUGAUUUUAGAACUUGGAAUUAAUUUUACAAAUAUGGUUACCAGUGUUAAAAUUAUCAUCAUACACAUUAGAUUUUGGUCUUGUUUACAUAGGUGAUGCAAAGAAACUAUCAUUAACUAUCAGAAACUUAUCAAGUAUAGCCAUAAUUGUUAUCUUCUUUAGUAUUUACAUACAUUAGCAUUAUUUUAACAUUAUAAACUAACUAAGCCUUAUUGAUUGAUUUUCAUUAGUAUGCAGUAUAAAUUGUAGAAUAAAUAAAAAGUCCAAGACCGAAGAAUUUAUGAUUGAUAAAAGGCAUAGAACAUUGUCAAGUCAAUAUAACUACCAAGGCUGUUAUUUUACAAUCACGAUUACUUUCCAACCAAAGUAACAUAAUUUAAUCAUAAAUAUUCUAUCACUAACCAUGCUGGUCACUGUACAAUAACUGCAAUAUUUACAGAAAACCAGGGAAAUUAGUCGAAACAUUAGAAAUACUAACAGAUACCCUAUACAAUACAGAAGAAUGCCAACUUUACGGAGAAGGAACAUUAGAUGAAAAAUAUCAUACUCCCGGUGUAUAAAAGAAUAAACAAUUACAAAUCUACUUAAAGAUUAUGAUUCAUUAACAAAAUAAAAAACAGUUUACGAAAGAGAGUUAAAAUAAAACAGGGCGUUAUUGGUAGUAGCGUUAAUAGUAUUCUAAUAAAUGAUAAAUGCGCAAAAGAGAACAUAAACAUUCAUACCGAUAAUAUAAUUCCAGUUAUUACAUAAAUCGGAAUAUAUAAAUUGAAAAAAUUGAUAUUUUUGCUCAUAACCUACUAUUUAUUACUUCUGAU
Molecule: messenger RNA, 3321 nt
Organism: Bombus pyrosoma
Lineage: Eukaryota; Metazoa; Arthropoda; Insecta; Hymenoptera; Apidae
Exons: 9
Coding region: 38-1780 (580 amino acids)
Biological process (GO): negative regulation of cell population proliferation
Source: RefSeq, a predicted model, not a curated record